AUGAGGAUAACUGGCAAGGUGUGGCUGCUGUGUCUGGCGGCGUUUGCCGUCGCGAUAUCGACCGUAUUUGCCAGCCCACUGGACGACAAUGCCCGGGCGGCACUGUUCCGCCGAAUGCGCCCCGGCGGAGGCCCCAAAGUCUAUAAGCACGAGGACCAGAGCCGCCCAGGCGUACCGGUGGCGGACAACCAGGACAAACCGCCGACGGAGGAGCGCAAGCUACACUCGAAGGAGCUCACCGACGAGGAACCAACCACGGCAGCGACCACCGCCGCCCCGGCGCCACCAAAGGGUGGCCUUAAUCGGUUGUUUGCGCGCAAAAAGUACACCCCACUGCAGAGAGAUACCGGCAAGGGUGUGUCCACGACGGAGGCAGCUGCCGGUGCAUCGGCCACGACCAGCACGACGGUCGCCACCAGCGAGACCGAGGAUGGUGCGACGUCCUCCGGUACUACGCGCCGCACGAGACCAACGCGCCCGGGCAAGUUGCCCCGUUCGACCACGCCGAAGCCAACCGUGUCGGUGAAGCCCACGAAGAUAUCGUCCCGCUUUUCGAAGCCCACGGUCGAGCCCACCGAAAGCACGGUGGCCAGCGUAACGUCCCGCACGACGCGUGGCCGUCGUACGCGUCCGUCGAAACCCUCGAAGCCCCUGCCUGGGGCCAGCACGUCGACAACCACCGAGGAACCGACGACUACCACCACAACGACAACGACCACUACCACUACGCCUGCACCCACUACGACGACCACAACCACCACGACGACGACGACGACCACUGUAGCACCUAGUACAUCUUCCAGCCCAUCUUUCCCAUCCGUACCCUCAGUGCCCGGCACGGAAGUCAACGCGGAGAAAGUGUCCGCCCAAUCGGACGUUGCCGAAAGUUCACCCAGUUCGACCGCUUCCUCGGCAUCGUCGAGCACGACGACAACCACAGCAACCAUCCCCACAGUGGCAGCCGCCUCGUCCGACCCAUCCACAACGGCCGCACCAUCCGUCGCGAAAGAUGCCACCGGAGAUGAGGCGGUCCCGGUUAGAAGUGCACCGAAACCGGAACGGAUUAUCCCGGUGGUCGAGCGGCAGGAUGAGCUAACCGGAAACGAGAGUCUGCUACAGUCGGCCGGCUACGAUUCGUCUGCCGAAGAGGAGCAGUAGUAACGCCGGGGUGGACGGUCCAGCAUGGUCCAGCGCAAGGCGUGUGUUGAGUGCGUGUGUGUUUGUGUGAUAAGAGGAUGUGAGAGAAUAUAACAAUUUGUUUGUACUAUUAUUACCUGCAUACUCGUUUCGCUUGCUUCCAGGGCGAGGUUUUUUUAACCACCACCCCCC
This is a messenger RNA of Anopheles moucheti, 1329 nucleotides long. RefSeq lists its product as uncharacterized. The coding region runs from base 1 to 1158 and encodes 385 amino acids. The transcript is spliced from 2 exons. The record is from RefSeq and is a predicted model, not a curated record. NCBI's taxonomy places the organism in Eukaryota, Metazoa, Arthropoda, Insecta, Diptera, Culicidae.